CAAUACAUAACUGUCUCUUUGUACGUUACACAAGAGGAGUAGACUGAGUAGUGUGUACUAGUUUGAGCCGUCCUCUUUCGGGAAACUGUUGUUGACAUUCAGUAAUGAAUGGAACUUGUCAAUGACUCCAAGGGUAACAUUUUGGAGUGAUUAUUACAAGCGCAUUACCCAAACUUCUAGGUCCUCGCCAAGGACUGUCCACCAGGGAUGUUCGACCUAACGAAGGAAUGGAACCUGUCGUUUGCCGGCUGCGGGUUCCUGGGGAUCUAUCACAUCGGAGUGGCCAGCUGCCUGUUGGAACAAGCGCCUUACCUUAUCAAAGGAGCCACCAAGAUUUACGGGGCUUCCGCCGGUGCCCUAACCGCCUCCGUGCUCGCCAGCCAGGCAUCCAUAGCUAAGUGCUGUGAGGAUGUGAUCGAGACGGCCAAGGAGGCCCGGAAGCGUAACCUGGGUCCCCUCCACCCCUCCUUCAACCUGGUCAAGGUCAUCAGGUCGGGCCUGGAGCGCGACCUGCCCGCCAACGCUCACACACUCGCCUCCGGGAGGCUGUGUGUGUCACUCACUCGCGUGUCUGAUGGACAAAACGUCAUUGUGUCCGAGUUCAAGUCCAAGGAGGAGCUCAUCCAGGCGCUGCUGUGUAGCUGUUUCAUCCCCAUAUACUGUGGCCUGAUCCCCCCAUCCUUCCAAGGAGUGCGUUAUGUGGAUGGGGGAAUCAGUGACAACCUUCCUCAGUCAGAGCUGAAGAACACCAUCAGCAUCUCUCCGUUCUCAGGCGAAAGCGACAUCUGUCCCCGGGACAACUCCUUCAACAUCCACGAGCUUCGUUUCACCAACACCUCCAUCCAGAUUAACCUGGGCAAUAUGUACCGCCUCAGCAAAGCCCUGUUUCCCCCAGAACCCAAGGUCAUGGCAGAGAUAUGUCAGAGUGGCUACAAGGACGCCCUUCGCUUUCUUGAGGAGAACCAUCUGCUGAAGCUGGAGUGUCCGACUGCCGGCCCCAACCCAUCAGAAGCCAUACACACCUGCUGCUGCAAGCCCAUCGCCAUGGAAACCACUACGGACUGGAUGCUCCGGCGGCUCCGCCUCCUGAGGAAGCGGCACUGGUGGCUGGACGAGCAGAUUGUUGACAACCUGCCUACCCAAAUCAAAAAAGUGUUCUGUGAGGCGUGCCAACAGAAGCCUGGUCUGUAUGCUAAGGUGUCCGAUAUGCUACCGGUCAGAGUGGCCUCCUACAUGCUCCUGCCCUGCACACUACCUGUGGUAUCAGCCUACUCAGUGGGCAAGAGGUUUGUGGAGUGGAUCCCAGAGGUGCCUGCAGACAUGCGUUGGCUAGCUGGGGUGGCUGGGGAUGUGGCUGGGAGCGUGUACAGACAGGCCUGGAGAGGAGCACCAGCAGACAUAACCAGUGAUGGUUCCCUGAGGAAUUGCAUGAGCCUGCCCCCACCCCUAGAUAGUGACAGACACAGGGAGAGAGACUGUCACCUCGCCGGGUUCGCUCGCUCUGCUCUUGACCUCCAAAGCCAAUACUGGAACAUCCCCACCGUUCCCUCUUUCCGCCGCCCCACCAGCCCCCACAUGCCCAGCCCCUCCCCACAACAGAUCUGCUUCUUUGUUGGCUCGCAGGACGAGACUGACUGACAGUCCCAUCCACCAAUGAGAGGACACUGUGACUUUGUUUUAAAAGAUGAUAGGACAGUCCAGCUCAAGAUCCCUCCCACAGGGCCUGUCUAUAGGCUAUAGGAACUGUGAAGGGUGGUUUGGGAUGGACAAAAGAUGUGAUCGAAUAGCUUUGAGAUCCAGAACUGUUUCUAUAGACACACUAAUGACUCAAUCAUGUCUUUUUAACACUCCACCAAUCAUAUUUUAUUCUAUUGUACACAUUGGAAAACAAUUUACCAGCUCACCACCAAAGACCUCUGCAAGUGAAUUCUUUUUUUGGAUUUACACAUUUUAUAACUAACUAUGUCUAGUUUUGCCAGAUAACUUGUUGUCACUACAACUCUACCUACCUACCUACCAGAGGAGGCUGGUGGGAGGAGCUAUAGGAUGACCGGCUCAUUGUAAUGGCUGUAAUAGAAUGUAUGGAACGAUAUCAAACACAUCAAACAUAUGGAAACCAUGGUUGAUUUCGUUCCAUUACUUCCAUUCCAGCCAAUAUAAUGAGCCUGUUGUCAUAUAGCUCCACCCACCAGCCUCCUUUGCUACCUACCUACCGACAGCACACAGGAGGUUGGUGGCACCUUAAUUGGGGGGACGGGCUCGUGUUAAUGGCUGGAGCGGAAUUAGUGGAAUGGUAUGAAAUACAUCAAACACAUGGUUUCCAUGUAUUUGGUGCCGUUCCAUUAUUAUGAGCUGUCCUUCCCUCAGCAGCCUCCUUUGCUACAUUACCUACCUACCUGUGUUCAGUUAAAUGUAGAAUUCAUUCCUCAUUCCUAACGGAAUGUUGACUUGAGUUGACGUUGACUUCCUUGACUAUGAGCUGUGUGUUUUCCUGACUACUAUUAGACAGGGCCCUUGAACUAUUAUGAGGACCCUUGAACUAACUAUGAACUAUUUUGAUGAGCUGUUCUGUCAAGAAAAUUGAGUUACAAAACCAUGAUGCAUCUGCAAAAAUCAUUCUGAGGUCUAAGAUGUCUAGUUUUUGGGAAAGUUUCUUAUUUUAAAUACAUUUGACAUUUUUGCCAGAAUUUUGUAAAUUUUUAGAGCAAAUUCUCUUUACGAAAAUCCAUUCGGAUUAAAUUCUCGGGUCAUUUUAUGUUUUUAAAAUCUUUAGAAAAACAGAUUUUUAUAAAUAAAACACAAAAUAUGUUGCUGUA
Molecule: messenger RNA, 2816 nt
Organism: Salvelinus namaycush (lake trout)
Lineage: Eukaryota; Metazoa; Chordata; Actinopteri; Salmoniformes; Salmonidae
Product: patatin-like phospholipase domain-containing protein 2
Exons: 9
Coding region: 208-1638 (476 amino acids)
Biological process (GO): triglyceride catabolic process; lipid homeostasis; positive regulation of triglyceride catabolic process
Cellular component (GO): membrane; cytoplasm; lipid droplet
Molecular function (GO): triacylglycerol lipase activity
Source: RefSeq, a predicted model, not a curated record